This is a messenger RNA of Uloborus diversus, 1302 nucleotides long. It is a transcript of the gene msl-2, whose product is annotated as E3 ubiquitin-protein ligase MSL2-like. The coding region runs from base 136 to 1197 and encodes 353 amino acids. Gene Ontology annotation, molecular function: ubiquitin protein ligase activity. NCBI's taxonomy places the organism in Eukaryota, Metazoa, Arthropoda, Arachnida, Araneae, Uloboridae. The record is from RefSeq and is a predicted model, not a curated record. The transcript has a single exon. Gene Ontology annotation, cellular component: MSL complex.
CAAUUUUGUUUUUGAACCAUCUCAGUAAGGUAUGAACGUAAAAAAUUCUCUCGUUUAAACACAAUCAACUUUUAAUUUUACAAUAAUAUUUUAUAAAGAGUAUUGAGCAGUAAUACCGCAUAAGUUAAGAGUAUUAUGUCUGCAUUAAGUUUAUACAUUAACACGUUUCGCAUCGUUCUAGAAGUGAAUCCUGAAGAGGAUUCUUCAUGGGCCCAUAUUUAUGGAUCAUUAUCAUGUCUGAGACAGUACCUGUCAUGUUGCGUUUGUGAAAAGUUAUUACUGAUCCCAAUGAAAUCGACAAUAGGUCGUUGUCGUCAUUUCAGGUGCAAAACUUGUGUAGGUGGCAAAAUGAAAAAAGGUGGGACAUGUUCUCAUUGUGCUGUUUCAUCUGAAUUUGUUGAAGAUGUUCAGAUGCGCAUUGUUUUACAAUGCUUCAGGAAGAUGUGUUUAUACAUAUGCUGUUGUAGUUUUUAUCGCAAUGUUGAUCGUUCCGAUAUGUCAGUUCCUAAGUCAAAAUUUUACUACAUUGUUAAUGAAGGAGCAAAUUAUAAUGAUGAUACUUAUCCACAUAUGCUGAGCAGCAAUAUGGCUGAUAACCAACUAACUGUUAGAGCUAACAUUACUGAUACCCCUCGCACAAGCAAACGAGCCAUAUACAGGAUAAAAGUAAAAAAUAGUGCAGCAAGAAGGCUUAGAAUCCAGAAACGCGCACUAAAAGCAAGUUUAAGUCAUAGGCUGACUGAAGAUGAUGAUAAUUCUGUGCAAGAAGUUUCCAGUACAGAAGUGAAUCAGGAAGUUGAAGAAAGAGAAGGUAAGCAGAUGAGCUGCAUUGAUUCCGAGGAAAGUUCUGAUAGCUCCAGUUUUAUGAAGGAGUGCAUUCGGUCUUUCCGCAAAAGAAGCCAUUGCCGUUGUGGUAUGGCGACCCGUAAUCCAGGGAAACUUACUUGUUGUGGACAAAGAUGUCCUUGUUACGUUGCUGGUCGAGCUUGUUUUAACUGUCACUGUAGAGGCUGCCGAAAUCCUCAAAAGCUUGUUGUUACUCCCCCAUCAUCUCACCACUUGCUAGCUGAUGGAGAAAGUAACCUAAGCUCUGAAAGCUUAAAAGACUUGAAUGGAAUCUUUAAUAGUUCAGACGAAACUUCGCUUAAUGAUUCUUCAGAUGAGUAUACAGAUGAAUUAUAUGCUGAAAGUAUGUAACAACAUACAUUUUCAUCUUUGUGCUAGUUAUUUCAGUAUUUUUUCCUUUUUAUGACCAGUUGUUAAAAAACCUAUGAAGGAAUGGAAUUACUUUUUACAAGCAAG